This is a messenger RNA of Plodia interpunctella (Indianmeal moth), 2406 nucleotides long. RefSeq lists its product as uncharacterized. The transcript has 2 exons. The record is from RefSeq and is a predicted model, not a curated record. Gene Ontology annotation, biological process: proteolysis. Bases 1 to 2406 code for a protein of 801 amino acids. NCBI's taxonomy places the organism in Eukaryota, Metazoa, Arthropoda, Insecta, Lepidoptera, Pyralidae. Gene Ontology annotation, molecular function: aspartic-type endopeptidase activity.
AUGGGGUCAACUCAAACCCUAUUAGCCACAGCCCUGGUAAAGGCUGAGUCCAAAAAUGGUUCUCCUCUGAUAUUAAGAGCUCUGCUUGACCAAGGGUCUCAAGCAUCUUUUAUAUCAGAAGCAGCCGUACAGUUGUUACGACUGAAUAAGAUUGCUGAGGCAAGCAAUAUAUCAGGUUUAGGCGGUGGUCUGAGCGGCUUAACCUCAAAAUAUGUGGUUAAGGUCAAGAUUCAGUCGCUCUACGAUCCAACCUUUAAGUUGCAAGUGAAAGCACAUGUUCUUCAAACGGUGACCACUGUGUUACCACAAAAGAAGUUCAGGCCAACUACUUGGACUGAGCUUGGCCGCAUUAGUUUGGCUGAUCCACAGUAUAAUUCGCCUAAUAGAAUCGAUGUUCUGUUAGGCUCCGAGGUGUAUUGUGCUGUCCUGAAACAAGGGUUGAUUAAAAGCCCUAAUGGUUUGGUUAUUGCUCAGGAUACUCACCUUGGAUGGGUGUUGUCGGGUCAAGUUGAAGGCUAUGAUGGAGAACAAGCUGCAUGUCAUAACAUUGUUAUGAGCUUUCAUGUUCAUUUAGAAGAUAACGAACUUCUCAAGAAAUUUUGGGAGAUUGAAGAUGAACCUAGUCCAAAGAAACGUAUAUUGACUGCGGAAGAACAGGAUUGCGAAAAUCAUUUCAACAUGACAACCCGUAGAGAUGAGACUGGUCGUUAUGUGGUAGAAUUACCUUUUCGUCCAAAUGCUCGUAGAGACUACGGUGAUACUAGGUCAGUCGCUGUAAAACGCUUGUUUAGUCUGGAAAAGAGAUUAGAUAAGAACAGUCAAAUGAAAGAGAAUUAUUCUCAAGUAAUAGAAGAAUAUUUGGAACUUGGGCAUAUGGAGAAGGUUCACGAUAAGUCAUCGACCAUAGAAAGUAAAGUAUGGUUACCUCAUCAUGCUGUUGUUCGGUUGGACAGAAGUACAACUAAAACUAGAGUGGUUUUUAAUGCAGCCGAUCGAAGCGCUAAUGGAUUAUCGUUAAAUGAUACGUUGAUGGUGGGUCCAACGCUUCAAAUGGAUUUACGUCAUUUGAUCAUGCGUUGGCGUUCUCAUCCCAUAUGUCUCACAGCCGAUAUCGUUAAAAUGUAUCGGCAAAUUAAAGUGGCUGAAAAACAUACAGAUUUUCAGAGGAUUGUAUGGCGAUCGGAAGAUGGAGUUAUACAAGACUAUCGUCUUUUAACUGUCACUUUCGGCACCUCAUGUGCUCCUUAUUUAGCUGUAAAGGCAUUACAGCAAGUAGCUGUGGAUGAUGGUCGUGAUUUCCCGAAUGCGGCAAGUAGAGUUCUGACGGAUUUCUACAUGGACGAUCUUCUCACCGGCGCUGAGACAGAAGAAGAAGCUUUUACAGUAUAUAAAGAAAUGAAUGAAUUGCUAAGUAAGGGAGGAUUUCAGUUACAAAAAUGGACAUGUAACCGAGUAGCUUUGUUUGGGGGAACUGAACUGGAAAUGGAAAGGGAGCUAAAGGAAAAUGAUGUCACUAAAAUAGUAGGUAUCGCUUGGAAUCGUCGCACGGAUGAGUUUGGUUAUAAACUAAAAAUCUCUCCUGAUGCUUCUGCUCCUGAAACUAAACGAGAAGUGAUUAGUGAAAUCUGUCGUUUGUAUGAUCCACUAGGGUGGAUAGCUCCAUGUAUUAUAACAGCAAAGGUCUUUAUCCAAAAACUAUGGAUUGUUGGAUUGAGCUGGGAUGAUAAGUUACCACCGGGGCUUAUUCAAGAGUGGUAUCAAUAUCGCAAGGAAUUACUGAAGUUAGAAUGUUAUCACAUUCCAAGGUGGGUCCAUAGGAGAAAUAGCGAUAUAAAAAUAGAGUUACACGGGUUUAGUGACGCUUCUAGCUCAGCCUAUGCUGCAGUAGUUUAUAUCCAUUGUGUUACUGUGGAUAAUAAUAUUUAUACUCACCUGGUAACUGCUAAGACGAAGGUGGCACCCAUCAAGCAAAUAUCCAUUCCGCGUCUUGAGCUGUGCGCCGCGGUUCUGGUCACCAAGCUGCUCCUGGAAGUAUCUGAAAUUCUAAAUAUUGAUAAGUCAGAGAUACAUGUCUGGACAGAUUCGACAAUAGUGUUGGCUUGGUUGGCGGACCAUCCAAGUCGUUGGAAGACGUUUGUCAACAGAACUUCAGAGAUACUUACCUCAUUAGAUGCUACUCAGUGGUCGUACGUCCAGACUAAGGAAAAUUCUGCUGACUGCGCGUCACGUGGUAUUUCGCCAUCAGAGUUAUUAGAGCACAAGUUAUGGAAGAAUGGUCUAAGCUGGUUGCAGAGUAGCACAAUACAGUAUGUAAAACCACAUUCUAUUUGCACCAAGACAGAAUUAGAAAAGCGCCAGAUAAAAAAAAAAUUUACGUUUGAAGAAUUCUACUGCAAAAGAAACUAA